Trichechus manatus latirostris (Florida manatee) is the source of this 3534-nucleotide messenger RNA. RefSeq names its product cyclin C (gene CCNC). Lineage: Eukaryota; Metazoa; Chordata; Mammalia; Sirenia; Trichechidae. Bases 141 to 989 code for a protein of 282 amino acids. Gene Ontology annotation, biological process: positive regulation of transcription by RNA polymerase II. Gene Ontology annotation, cellular component: mediator complex; nucleus. The record is from RefSeq and is a predicted model, not a curated record. The transcript is spliced from 12 exons. Gene Ontology annotation, molecular function: cyclin-dependent protein serine/threonine kinase regulator activity.
UUCCUCUCGCCGUCGCCGCCGCGGAGCGGAGCAGAGCUGAUUAUAGUCGAGGGGCUCGGUUACCGGGCGGGCUGGGUCUAUGGUCGCUCCGCGGGCCGCUCCGCCGGCUGGUGCUUUUUUAUCAGGGCAAGCUGUGUUCCAUGGCAGGGAACUUUUGGCAGAGCUCCCACUAUUUGCAAUGGAUUUUGGAUAAACAAGACCUUUUGAAGGAGCGCCAAAAGGACUUAAAGUUUCUCUCAGAAGAAGAAUAUUGGAAAUUACAAAUAUUUUUUACAAAUGUUAUCCAAGCAUUAGGUGAACAUCUUAAAUUAAGACAACAAGUUAUUGCCACUGCUACGGUCUAUUUCAAGAGAUUCUAUGCCAGGUAUUCUCUGAAAAGUAUAGAUCCUGUAUUAAUGGCCCCUACGUGUGUGUUUUUGGCAUCCAAAGUAGAGGAAUUUGGAGUUGUCUCGAAUACAAGAUUGAUUUCUGCUGCUACUUCUGUAUUAAAAACUAGAUUUUCAUAUGCCUUUCCAAAGGAGUUUCCUUAUAGGAUGAACCAUAUAUUAGAAUGUGAAUUUUAUCUUUUAGAACUAAUGGAUUGUUGCUUGAUAGUGUAUCAUCCUUAUAGACCUUUGCUCCAGUAUGUGCAGGACAUGGGCCAAGAAGACAUGUUGCUUCCCCUUGCAUGGAGGAUAGUGAAUGAUACCUACAGAACGGAUCUUUGCCUACUGUAUCCUCCUUUCAUGAUAGCUUUAGCUUGCCUACAUGUAGCCUGUGUUGUACAGCAGAAAGAUGCCAGGCAGUGGUUUGCUGAGCUUUCUGUGGAUAUGGAGAAGAUUUUGGAAAUAAUCAGGGUUAUUUUAAAACUAUAUGAGCAGUGGAAGAAUUUUGAUGAGAGAAAAGAGAUGGCAACUAUCCUUAGUAAGAUGCCGAAACCGAAACCACCUCCAAACAGAAAUUCCAUGAGUGAUUCUCCACUAGUGGCAGGGCCUGAAGCUGCAAGAUGAUGAUGGACAGGAUAAGGCAAUAAUCCUAUUGCCACAGUUACUGGUAUUUUCAGUUUUAGUUGUUUUUAUUUUAAAUAUUCAGCAUUUACCAGAAAAUUACCAUAUUUCUUUCUGAUUUAUAAAGGUUUGUUGUAUUUACAUGAUUUUAUUACACCUCUGGACAACAAUUUUUUUGGAAGAACACUUUGAUUUUCAUAAUUAGUUAAUAGGAAUAGGAUUUUACAUGUAGAAUUUAAUUCUAUAGGAAAUUUCUUCAGAAGCAGCUCUCAUCUCUAUGUUGAGUGAUACCUGUAAUGACAAUGAAGUCCUAUGCCCUAAUUUAAAUUUUUUGAGUGUACAUGGACACUAACUUCCAAAAUGCUUUUACAUGUGAAGGCACAAAACUACAUAAAAAUAAAAACAUAAAACCAAAUGGUAGUCUUCUGUAUUUUAAUUUUUCCACCUCUGUGUCUUACAAUCAGGAAUGUCUUUGUUUUGUAGAGUUGUGCCAUAGAAUAGCUAACUGUAAAAUUAGUAGGUUUAUCAAGCUGAUGAAAAUUGAAUCUUUUAAUUGGUAUAAAAUCUCUUUCUUCCCCACUUUAACAGUGAAGGAGAGCAGGGUCCAAAUGGAAGUCAGAACUCUAGCUACAGCCAAUCUUAAAACAUUCCGAAGAAAUCCGUAGUGGACCACUUGGAAAUAAACCAUUGGACAGUUUUCAGUAAUGUCUUCAGUGGAACACAAAUGAAAAUGAAUAGCUUGUUUCUGUCAAGCACAUUGGGAAGUUAUUUUAUUUUUGCAAAAUAAUUUUUUCCUCACCUGAUUUGAUUCUAGUACAUAAUUGAUUAAAAUUUCUUGAUUAUAAAAAUUUGGAAAGGUUCUAAGGGACCUACAGACAGACAUACAUAGACAUUUCAUGAUUUAUAGCUUUUUGAUUAGUAUUUUUUUUUUUUUUUAAUUUGGAUUUGUUUUUACUAAAUCAGGAAACAUGAAGCAUAAUUUGUUUAAAAUUCUUUUUGGUCAUUGAAGGACCAAAAAAAGGACAUAAAAAGUCAAACAUAAGAGGGCUUUUUUUCCCUCCUUAAGUUAAACUUUAAAGCUAUAUUUAAGAAAUCAGAUCUUACAGAAUCCUGGAAGAUUUUGCUAAUGAUGUUGAUAAUGUCAGGGAAAUAAAUCAAGUACCUAUUGAUUUAAAAGUAUAUUUUAUUCAGUAGUUUGGUAUCUUGCCAGGGAAGAUACUAGCCCAGCCUAGCAGAAAAGUGCAAUAUGUAUAGCAUACUUUGACAUUUUAAAAGUUUAUUAAUUCUGUAAUGAUUUUGAAAUGCUGGGCAAACUUAAAAAAAAAGUUCCUACAUGAAGUUAUUUGCAAUUGAUUCAUAAUUAAUCAGGCAUUUUUAAAGUUAAUUGGAUAAAACACCAUAAUAUGGUUGAAAUUUGGUAAAAUUUUAAUGUUAAUUUUUACUCUACUGUGAAAAGUUUUUAUAAGACAUACACACCCUAGCUUAUUUUUGUGUUUUAGUGUGGAUUUACAAAUUUACUACAGGUAUCCUGAGCCAGGAACACAAUCAGGUUUCAGGCCAGUUUGAUACUGGCUAUUAUUCUAACGUGAGUGUAGGAAUUCAGGCUAAAUGUUAUGUCAGUGGGACUGUGCUGUCUGUGGAACUUAAUAAAUUAAUCAUUUUCUUCAGACUUGAAGGAGAGUGAUAAAUAAGAUUUGGAGUCAUAGGAUGUUGAUGUACAAUUUAAGGAUUAAAUUAAUUGUGAAAAAUGGAUUAUUGAAUGUUGACUUCCUAGUAUAAAACUACAAGAAUAAAAGCAAAUUCUCCAGCUAUAUUGACUAGUGUCUUGAAUUAUCUUUUUGGAUCUGCCUUAUGUUGUUUUCUGAGAGUCCUUCCUUUACAUAAGUAUUAAAUUAAAGCCUUCAAUAGUUUGUCACGGAGCCCUGGUGGCACAAAUGGUUAAGCACUUAGCUGCUAACCAAAAGUUCAGUUCAAACCCAGCAGCCGCUCCACAGGAGAAAGAUGUGUCUGCUUCCGUAAAGAUUACAGCCUUGGAAACCCUAUGGGGCAGUUCUGCUCUGUCCUAUAGGGUCGCUAUGAGUCAGAAUCAGUGGGGGAGGUUAUAGCAGUAUAAGAAAUAAGGGGGAAAAAAAAACUCUCCUCAUGUCUGAAGGAAUUGGACUUGAGUUGUAAGGGCAAAGUGAUUAUAUAUCACCAUCAUUGACUUAACACUGAUUUUUCCUUUCAGCUUAACCUAUAUUCCUUUACAUUUUUUGUUAUUUUAAAAAUUAGUACAUAUGCCUGGUAGUUUUCUUUCCAACUUAUUGUGAAAAAUUUUAAACGUAUUCAAGAGUAGAUAAAAUAGUGCAGUGAACCUCCAUGUACCCUAUCAGUCAGCUUCAGUAAUUACCAAUUCAUAGCCAAUCUCUUCAUUUAACCCUCUACCAACUUCCCUACUUGCAUAUUAUUUUAAAGCAAAUCCUAGACAUCAUCUCAUUUCAUCCAUAAAUAUUUCAGUAUGUUGCCCUAAAAAGAUAAUGGCUCUUAAAAAAAAAAAAAAACUAUAAAA